Lycium barbarum (goji berry) is the source of this 981-nucleotide messenger RNA. RefSeq names its product ATP synthase subunit delta', mitochondrial-like. The coding region runs from base 16 to 714 and encodes 232 amino acids. The record is from RefSeq and is a predicted model, not a curated record. Gene Ontology annotation, biological process: proton motive force-driven ATP synthesis. The transcript is spliced from 2 exons. Gene Ontology annotation, molecular function: proton-transporting ATP synthase activity, rotational mechanism. NCBI's taxonomy places the organism in Eukaryota, Viridiplantae, Streptophyta, Magnoliopsida, Solanales, Solanaceae.
AAAUAGCCUGGUGAUAUGAUCCAGAUCCCAAAGCCCAUUACACUACCCCAUUUCAAACUUGCAGCUAAAACCACUAACAAUCUCUCCCAACGUCUCCAAUCCCCACCAACAAUGUUCCGACGUUUCCUUUGUCGUGCCUCCACCACCACUAUGAGGUCGUGGCGCCGCCCAUUUUCAACCGACCUUUCGGCGGAAACAUCUGCAGAUUCGAAGUUCGUGGAAGCAUGGAGGAAAGCAAUCCCCAACGUUGAACCUCCAAAAACACCAUCUGCUUUCAUGGCUACAAGGCCUUCAACUCCAUCAUCUAUUCCCUCUAAACUCACUGUCAACUUUGUUCUUCCUUACUCCUCUCAACUCUCCGCUAAAGAGGUUGACAUGGUUAUUAUCCCCGCAACUACGGGACAAAUGGGUGUCUUGCCUGGGCAUGUGGCAACAAUUGCUGAGUUGAAGCCUGGUGUCUUAUCAGUUCAUGAAGGCAAUGACACCACCAAAUAUUUCGUGAGUGGUGGGUUUGCAUUUGUUCAUGCAAAUUCUUUUGCAGAUAUAAUUGCUAUUGAAGCUGUACCACUUGACCGCAUCGACCCCAAUUUGGUUCAAAAGGGCCUGACUGACUUUACACAGAAGUUAAGCACUGCAUCAACUGAUGUAGAGAAAGCUGAAGCCCAGAUUGGCGUUGAUGUACAUAGUGCGCUUAAUGCUGCACUCACCGGUUAAACAAGCAGAUUGUGUUCGUCUUUGUUCAGCAUACUUUCUCCUUCGUUCUGUCUGCUUGAUUGUAUUAGCCACCCUUUUGUAUAAGCUGCUUUUCAACAAUUUUAUCUGGAAGAGAUAUGGUGGUACCUGUUUUAAGCCUUGCAUCACUUGAAUAAAUAUACCUGAGAUAAGAUUCUUUUCAUAUACGUGGUUAGUCGCCGUGUUGGCUGUACUUCUAAACCGCAGUUAUGGGAAAUAGGUUUAUAUGAAGAAAUGCAUAUUUCAGUU